AUGAUUGAAACAGGAUCACAAAAGCAACAAAACGUUAACAUGGCGUCGUCUGAAAGUCCAGCUACUCCAACUAUUCCUCAAAAUGACAACACAUCUGAUUUGACGAGCGUGAAAACUUGGCUCUUCUUAAUCUUGGUUCUUCUCGGCUCAUUUUUGGUUGCUCUGGACAGAAGCAUCGUCUCAACGGCCAUACCUGUAAUCACUGACGAGUUCAACGCCCUUUCCAGUUACGAUUUAUACCUUCUUCCCGUGAAAACCGUGCUUCUGACAAGCAGUCUCAUAUUCGAGGCCGCCUCCGCCCUCUGUGGGGUGGCUCCGAACUCGACGGCAUUCAUCGUUGGCAGAGCAAUUUGCGGAGUUGGCGCCGCCGGUAUCUUCGCUGGAUCGAUUGUAUGCAUCAUUUACGCCGUGCCUUUGCAUAUCCGUCCAAGAGUCCAAGGCUUUUUCGGUGCCUUCUUCGGCGUUGCAUCCAUCUCGGGACCUUUGAUUGGCGGUGGUUUAACCUCGAGAGUAACCUGGAGAUGGUGCUUUUACCUUAAUCUCCCCAUUAGUAGCGUCGCCAUAGCUGUCAUUGCCCUCCUUCUCAAGAUUCCAGACCGAGAUACGACCAAGCUGCCACUGUCCAAGAAGCUCAAGAAACUUGAUUUUGUUGGUACCGCACUGUUCAUACCUGGUUUUGUCUGUCUUCUGCUGGCACUCCAAUGGGGUGGCCAAACGUAUACUUGGAACGAAUGGCGUAUUAUUAUACUGUUGGCCUUUGCAGGCGUACUGCUGGCUGCCUUCGCUGCUAUUCAAAUCUGGAUGCCUGCAACAGCCACACUUUCCCCACGUAUCUUCAAGCAGCGAAGUGUCCUUUCUGCGAUUCUGGUAACCUUCGGUAUAAGUGCAGGGAACUUCAUCUUUGUUUACUACCUUCCGACUUGGUUCCAGUCUGUUCAAGGUGUCGACUCUGCACAAUCUGGUAUUCGACUCUUACCCACAAUGAUAAAGAUGAUUGUCGGAUCCCUUGUCGGUGGUUUCACGAAUUCCAAGGUUGGAUAUUACACGCUACUCGUGAUAGUAGGGUCCUGCCUCAUGUCGGUCGGGGCUGGGCUAAUUACAACCUUUCCGCUUGAUACCAGCUCAGGGAAGUGGAUCGGUUACCAGAUUCUCUAUGGCAUCGGUAUGGACGUCUGUUUCCAAGUACCGAAUCUCACUGUGCAGGCUGUUCUGCCGAAAAUGGAUGUUCCGAUUGGCCUGUCCCUGAUGCUGUUCUGCAACCUCUUGGCCUCUACCAUCUUCGUCUCUGUUGGAGAGAACGUCCUGAGCAAUCAACUUCUGUCAAGGCUUACCGGGAUGCCUGGAUUCGACCCGAGUCUCGUUACAUCGGGUGUUGCCACGUCACUAGUAGAUAUCCUACCAUUACAGUUCCGACAGACUAUCCUUGUAGCUUACAACAAGUCGCUGCAGGAGGUGUUCUGUAUUGCGUUGAUCCUUUGUUGCAUUUCCGUUCUUGGCUGCGCUACGCUAGAAUGGAAGAACGUCAAGAAAGGAAAAAACAACAUGGCCACUGCUGAGGCUGCUGCCGAGGCGCAAGAGAAGAAGUUUGAUAGCUCAGCUGCGGAGAAAUGA
Molecule: messenger RNA, 1611 nt
Organism: Pseudomassariella vexata
Lineage: Eukaryota; Fungi; Ascomycota; Sordariomycetes; Amphisphaeriales; Pseudomassariaceae
Product: major facilitator superfamily domain-containing protein
Exons: 7
Coding region: 1-1611 (536 amino acids)
Biological process (GO): transmembrane transport
Molecular function (GO): transmembrane transporter activity
Source: RefSeq, a predicted model, not a curated record